AUGAGCUUGACAGCGCUCAACCUGCCCACAAAAGCGUGUCACAACUGUAGGCGCCGCAGAUGGAGAUGCGACCGCAGCCUUCCUGUUUGUCAAAAGUGCCUGACAUCAGGCUCUGACUGUCAAGGCUAUGGGAAGCUGUUCGUGUGGAAUCGCGGGGUUGCGAGUCGUGGGAAGAUGAUGGGGAAGCGAUACGAGGAAGAGGCCGUGUCCGGACAUGACGGAACGAUGGACGAAGCCAAGACCCAGACCACGCCUCGGUUGGUCUGGGAAGAAGAGGAAGGCAUACAACGACAUCAGUCGGAGAGUAGCAUGCGGGACGUUUCUCGGGAAUCGUCGCAUGCCGCUUCGAUGCAGACCGACAACGAGACGGCGUUGACGGUUCAACGGCCGUUAGUCGAUCCUCUAGUGAACGACCUGGAUCAUCACUCACGCUAUUACCUAUACCACUUCGCAACGCAGUUGUGCGAAGUGAUGGUCGUCUACGACAUGCCUGGCCAGAACCCUAUACGCGAUCUUAUACCUGCGACUUCUGCGUAUCCGCUAUUGCUCCACAUCAUCAUUGCGAACUCCGCCUUCCACAUCUUCAACCUCUCGCACAACCCCAUUGGCCAGUCAGCUUAUCAGACAGAACAAAGCCCUUGCCUUGUCGCCUAUUAUCAAGCUGUGAGUCGCUUUGGUGGGCCGUUGAAGUCAUCGUACAGAGAUGCGCUCGUGGCAAAACAACAAGCUCUCGCCCUACUUGCGCAGAACGUCGCUACCGUGAACGAGUCAAACAUCGAUCUGAUACUGAUAACGAUUCUAAUGUUUGUCAACUACGCCCUCGUCGAAUCUGGCCGGGACAAGUGGAAGGUACAUAUGGAGGGCGCUCAAAAACUUAUCAUGCUACUUGGCGAACCACCAUAUUUACAGCACUCAAUGAGUCGACUGCGUCUAACUAUCCUGUCAGACUUCCUGGUCUUCUACAUCCUUGGCUCUACGUUCUCCUUUUCCACGACGCCACAUCUGAUCCCAGAAGCCAUUCAAAUGGAGCCUAUUCUUCGAUAUGCGGAGACGAACAACUACCUGUCGUGCCCCGGGCCUUUGCUUCGCAUCAUGAUUGAAUCUUUUGGGUUACCUAGUACGCGCCACUCGCCCUCGAACAAUAGCGUCCAAGAGCAAGUGGGCAUCCUCUUACAGCGCACUCUCGCCUUUGACCCUGUGGCAUGGUCUUGUGACUUUGAACAUGCGUCGCCUCUGGAGGAUGUUCAGCAACGCAUAUGCAUAGCGUCUGCACACCGUUCAGCAGUAUGUAUCUAUCUCGCGCGAGUACUUCCUUGCACCAAUCCUCUCCUUGACCCUAUGAGCGGCGCGGCGCUAGUUAGUCUGACUGGCCUCUCCAACGACGUCAUAUAUCACAUAUCGCACCUCAAACCAGGAGAUGUGCUCUACAAGUCUAUCUGUUGGCCCUUGUUUCUGGCCGGCGCGGAGUCAGAAGACCCAAUUCAACGAGAGUGGAUUAUGGAUACGCUCGAUCACUUGUACAGUAUGAUGUACUGGGGGUAUAUCCAUACCGUCAAGAGGGUUCUAGAAGCGAUAUGGCUCUGCAAAGACAGGGCAGAAGCCGGGGCGGACAACAUCUGGGUGGAAGAAGUCAAAGAGUUUGGAAGUGAGCUGUUGAUCGCUUGA
Dothidotthia symphoricarpi CBS 119687 is the source of this 1665-nucleotide messenger RNA. RefSeq lists its product as uncharacterized. The record is from RefSeq and is a predicted model, not a curated record. Gene Ontology annotation, molecular function: transcription cis-regulatory region binding; zinc ion binding; DNA-binding transcription factor activity, RNA polymerase II-specific. Lineage: Eukaryota; Fungi; Ascomycota; Dothideomycetes; Pleosporales; Dothidotthiaceae. The coding region runs from base 1 to 1665 and encodes 554 amino acids. The transcript has a single exon. Gene Ontology annotation, biological process: positive regulation of transcription by RNA polymerase II. Gene Ontology annotation, cellular component: nucleus.